Molecule: messenger RNA, 2427 nt
Organism: Wasmannia auropunctata (little fire ant)
Lineage: Eukaryota; Metazoa; Arthropoda; Insecta; Hymenoptera; Formicidae
Exons: 4
Coding region: 574-1212 (212 amino acids)
Source: RefSeq, a predicted model, not a curated record
AAGGCCAGAUGCGGCGGCGGCUCUAGUCGCACGUGUGCGAGAGAGACGAUCGCGAUACUCGGCGCGCGGUACUCCUCCUUUAACAGGCGCGAGACGCGCGUCACACACAUAUACACAUAUAUUACAUGCGACAGUGACCAGCGCGCUAUCGGUCGUCCCUCGGUGGUGAUUCCGUGCAGGAUUUUCGCGAAGGGAUCGGGAGCGAGUUCGUUGCGCAUCCGAAGGAAAAAUUAAAUUGACGAAACGACGAGGCACUGUUCUGCUCCGAAGGAAGAGAAAGGACACCGAGCUCCGAUUCAGCUCUGUCUUCGAAAACACAUUCCUUGGGAUACGCGCUUCAUAAUGACCUCUACCUCUUAAGUACCGAGGAGAGGGCGAAGAUCUCGAAUUAGACCGCCGAUAGUCACGCACGGAGCACCCGCGCGAAAAAUCGAUUCGUUCUUUGAGGGUGACUGAUAGUGGGUUUCUUGUGGAAUCCGUGGAUUAGUACAGGGGAGAUUACCAGCCGGCACGCCAAGGAGUGGUGAUCUCGUGAGAGGAACGUUUGACGAGGACUCCCGGAUAACGCAGCUGAUGAGGAUCCAGGAAGCAGCAUCGAAUUUUGACAGCAAUUUAGAAGAGAAUAUUCUAUCAGGGUGGCUCGGCGAGGGAUCGACGCCUCGUAGCAUGUCGACCAUUCGCAUCAACGUGGAGGAGGCUUCCAACGGCGGCGAGGAUAUCGUUAGAGACAUCGAGACGACGGCGGUGGCAACAACAACGGCGGUAGCUGCCGCCAACCCGCUUUCCUGGCACAUCCCAAGGCCGUCCUUGGUCGGGCGCAGCGAGAGGGACAGCGAAAAUGGAAGCUGGGCUCAUCACUUGCAUCCGAACUCCCCCUCGAGAGGGUCGACGUCAUCUCAAGGAUCCACCGCCAGUACACACAGCGUCGCGUCGGGAACGUUGCUACUCACGGCCGCGAAUCUGGCAAAUCUCGCCGCCAUACAUCCGCCCACGGUGACGGCGCCGAAGCAGAUGGACACCGCCUCGGUAGCCAGCAGCACCCACUUCACGGUCGUGAACGGUCUCGGCAGACCGGUCACCGUCUACAGGAAGUCCUGGUGCGCGCGAAAUCAGCUCACCGUUCUCGUGUGCACCAUGAGUUUUCUGUUUAUGGUCGGUCUACUCGCCGGGAUCCUUUACAUGGAAAUGAGGGCUCGCGACAAGUACAACUAGGCCGAGGGUGAGCGAGGGGAGGAAGAAACAGGCGACGACACGUGACCGUGAAUAAUGAUCAUAGUGAUAGAAACGAGCAGCGAGGGAAACGACCACUGCGGAGAGAACGGAGUCGGGAAAAAUCGUCUCCAACGAGGAGGAGACGAAACAGAGAGAGAAGGAGAAAACGCUGCACGAUCCAGUCACGAUAUUAAUUUGACUUACUCAUAUUUAUAUACGUGUACGCGUAUACAUCUUGCGUUGUAUAAGCCGUUUCAGAUCGCUCUCGCAGUCAGCGGACGUUUCCCGGCGACGGUUAGAAUCUUAAGCAUAUAUAAUGUAUAGCGUCUUAAGUGUAUUGCACCGCGACAGAAGUGUGGUACGUGAAAACCAGUAAUUACAUUUGUGUAAUGAGCGACGUACUGUUAAGGGAUUGACGAGAUCCUCAUACGAUGGGAUAUAGCCUUGCGUAUUUAUGCUGGAAUUUAACGGAAUUCUCCGGAUCGUACCGAGCGAGUGUAUCGCACGAUUCGGUGAAUGGCGUAAAUAUUUUAUGUUAAUUAACGUCUUACCGCGUAGCGCGUGUCAUGUAGAGCACAACUUUCUCUAAAAUUUCUUCACUGUUUUACUGUGUGGUUAUGACAUCUUAUCUUUCUCUCUCUCUCUCUUUCUCUCUCUCUUUCUCUGCACGCCGCAUACUUUUUCGCAUAGAAAAAUAUAUGUGGUGAGGGGUACGAUUACGGGACGAUAGUGGCACGUGACGUGGUCCGCGAUUGCUCCAAAUAAAACGUGCGUUUCGCAUUACGCCUUCGGCGCUUCUCCUACCUUUGUUAGUUCUCAACCGAUUUAUCGUUUCAAUGUAAAUCGCGUCGACGUUGUCGAGAGCCGAUGACGGAGAAGAGAUAAAACGAUAAAACAUCAUCUAAAGUGUCACUGAUCCUAGUCGUCCAACGAAAUCUCUCCGAUAGUAUUUUUUUGAAUAACAAAUACCGACGGACAGUUUGUAGCAAUCGACGAGAUAAGGGACCGAGAUAGCGAGAUACCUAUUUAGGGCCUGUAAUUUAAUUUUUACUAACAAGCGCUCUGCCUUAAUCAUACCUGGAUUUCCGUCGGACUGUUAUUCCGGGAGCAGAUGUUAACGGGAAAGCAAUGAAGGGCGGUCGCGUCGAUCGCUUUUCGCGUCUGUGAUAUUACUUGCGUAUUAAUCGUCGGUUCAACAAGAAACUGUCAAAUAUA